Nomascus leucogenys (northern white-cheeked gibbon) is the source of this 991-nucleotide messenger RNA. RefSeq names its product apoptosis-associated speck-like protein containing a CARD (gene PYCARD). The record is from RefSeq and is a predicted model, not a curated record. Gene Ontology annotation, biological process: regulation of apoptotic process; inflammatory response; innate immune response. NCBI's taxonomy places the organism in Eukaryota, Metazoa, Chordata, Mammalia, Primates, Hylobatidae.
GCAGGCGCCACCCAUGAGCCCCUCUGCGGGCCCCCUCCUGGGUCCCACCUCGCAGGCCAGCUGGAGGGCGCGAUCCUGGCGUCCCCCGACGGCCUGGGGCCCCAAUCCACAGGCCUGGGUGGGAGGGGACCAAGGGUGUAGUCAGGAAGCGCCUUUUGCUGGAGGGCGAGAGACCGGGGCGGAGAGUCGGGAGACCAGAGUGGGAGGAAGGCGGGGAGUCCAGGUUCCGCCCCGGAGCCGACUUCCUCCUGGUCGUCGGCUGCAGCGGGGUAAGCGGCGGCAGCGGCCGGGGAUCCCGGAGCCAUGGGGCGCGCGCGCGACGCCAUCCUGGAUGCGCUGGAGAACCUGACCGCCGAGGAACUCAAGAAGUUCAAGCUGAAGCUGCUGUCGGUGCCGCUGCGCGAGGGCUACGGGCGCAUCCCGCGGGGCGCGCUGCUGUCCAUGGACGCCUUGGACCUCACCGACAAGCUGGUCAGCUUCUACCUGGAGGCCUACGGCGCCGAGCUCACCGCUAACGUGCUGCGCGACAUGGGCCUGCAGGAGAUGGCCGGGCAGCUGCAGGCGGCCACGCACCAGGGCUCUGGAGCCGCGCCAGCUGGGAUCCAGGCCCCUCUUCAGUCGGCAGCCAAGCCAGACCUGCACUUUAUAGACCAGCACCGGGCUGCGCUUAUCGCGAGGGUCACAAACGUUGAGUGCCUGCUGGAUGCCCUGUAUGGGAAGGUCCUGAUGGAAGAGCAGUACCAGGCAGUGCGGGCCGAGCCCACCAACCCAAGCAAGAUGCGGAAGCUCUUCAGCUUCACACCAGCCUGGAACUGGACCUGCAAGGACUUGCUCCUCCAGGCCCUAAGGGAGUCCCAGUCCUACCUGGUGGAGGACCUGGAGCGGAGCUGAGGCUCCUUCCCAGCAACACUCCAGUCAGCCCCUGGCAAUCCCACCAAACUCAUCCUGAAUCGGAUGUUUUUAUACACAAUAUAUGAAAAGCCAGCUUGAA